This is a messenger RNA of Malus domestica (apple), 1520 nucleotides long. RefSeq names its product THO complex subunit 4A-like. Gene Ontology annotation, molecular function: mRNA binding. Gene Ontology annotation, biological process: mRNA export from nucleus. The record is from RefSeq and is a predicted model, not a curated record. Gene Ontology annotation, cellular component: nucleus. NCBI's taxonomy places the organism in Eukaryota, Viridiplantae, Streptophyta, Magnoliopsida, Rosales, Rosaceae.
UCGGUCCCUCACUUCAAACUCCCACCUCUAGAAAACCCUAACCCUCUCUCUCCACUAGAAAACCCUAACACCCCCCUCUCUCUCUCUCUCCACUUUCUCGCUCCUAGGGUUUCGUUUCUUGCUCUAGUCAAACAAGAUGCAGGACCCUCUAAGCAUGUCCCUGGACGACCUCAUCAAGACCAGCAAGAAAUCCGGAUCCGGUAACAGCCGAGGUCGCGGCGGCCGGGGGCCCUCGGGACCCGGACCCGCCCGCCGCUUGCCCAAUCGCGGCGCCAAUCGCGCGGCGCCGUACGUGGCUGCGCCCAAGGCGCCGGAGACUGCGUGGCAACACGACAUGUAUGGGGAUCUUGGGGCGGCGGCGUACGCGGCUCCAGCUGGAAGAGCCUCGGCUAUCGAAACUGGAACCAAGCUCUACAUCUCCAAUCUCGAUUAUGGCGUUUCCAACGAGGACAUUAAGGAAUUGUUUUCUGAGGUUGGUGACCUGAAACGUUAUGGAGUACAUUAUGACAGAAGUGGGAGAUCAAAGGGAACAGCAGACGUAGUUUUCUCACGACGAACGGAUGCUGCGGCGGCUGUUAAAAGAUACAACAAUGUUCAACUUGAUGGGAAGCCGAUGAAGAUUGAGAUUGUAGGAACGAACAUUGGGACACCUGGCGCCCCACCUGCUUACCCGCCUGCUCCUAAUGUAGCUUUUGGAAAUAGGAAUGGACCACCCAUGGGUGGACAAAGUAGGGGUGGUGCAUUUGGACGUAUACGUGGCGGUGGUGGCGGCGGUGGUGGCAGUGGUGGUGGCAGUGGUGGUGGCGGUGGUGGCCGCGGUGGCCGUGGUCCUAGAAGGGGCGGUGGUGGACGUGGAAGUGGAAGAGGCCGUGGUGAAAAGGACCAAAAGGUUUCUGCUGAAGAUCUUGAUGCCGAGCUAGAGAAGUACCAUGCAGCAGCAGAAUCAAUGCAAGAGUAAAUUGAAAUCAGCUGUGUGAAGCGUCAGCUAUAUUACAUCUUUUAUGGCUCAUUAGGUGCUUGGUGAUUUGACAACCUCAUCUAUUUUCUGUAUUUCUAUUGAAGCCAGAAAUUCCUUGAGAGAGAAAAAUCAUGCUUAGGAACAACUCUUAGAAUCUUGCUUACAGAUGUUGGGCGCUUAUUAUGUUUGUUUAAACAUGGGUAUGAAAUAUGUGAGUUAAUGGACAGUUUCAGUACUUGAACUGAAUUCCUACUUCAUUAGCUUCUUCGAUCCCCUUUUAUACAUUCAACAAGUUGGUGGGAUCGGGAAGCUUCUCUCUCUGCAUCUCCACACGCAAAGACAAAACUGGCUGCAGAACGUGUGAAAGGAUUGAGCCUUAGAGAAUUCACACAAUGCUGCAAUGCGUUUGGUCGGUUCUACUGCAUGUAAAGUGGCGUACUUCGCAUGAGGUAGAUAUCUCUGUUUUCCUUGGCUUUGAAGUCUUGUUAACCAUUUAAGUUAUGUCCUUUGUAUUUGGUGCAGUUGAGCUGGUUAUUUCCUGCUAUUUUAUGGUAGCUUUCUC